Dunckerocampus dactyliophorus (ringed pipefish) is the source of this 861-nucleotide messenger RNA. It is a transcript of the gene her11, whose product is annotated as hairy-related 11. Gene Ontology annotation, biological process: regulation of neurogenesis; regulation of transcription by RNA polymerase II; anterior/posterior pattern specification. The record is from RefSeq and is a predicted model, not a curated record. Gene Ontology annotation, molecular function: RNA polymerase II cis-regulatory region sequence-specific DNA binding; DNA-binding transcription factor activity, RNA polymerase II-specific; protein dimerization activity. The transcript has 4 exons. Gene Ontology annotation, cellular component: nucleus. Bases 22 to 861 code for a protein of 279 amino acids. Lineage: Eukaryota; Metazoa; Chordata; Actinopteri; Syngnathiformes; Syngnathidae.
CACAGGACGUUUGGACCAAACAUGACCAGGAACUUUGAACGAAAAGUCCAGGAUGAUACCAAGAGUAGGAAAAGGAUUCUCAAACCGGCUGUGGAAAAGAAGAGAAGAGAUCGAAUAAAUAAGAGUCUCGCAGAACUAAGAAGCUUAUUGUUGACUAAUACAGCAGAUCCACGUCUGCAAAAUCCCAAAAUCGAGAAGGCAGAGAUUCUGGAUUUGGCUGUGGAGUAUCUUCACAAGUGGACAGAUGGCAGGAAGCUGAGCAAUGAUGUUAGCCGUGGUGCGGUAAGUCCUCCUCACUUCACCAUUGAGGGUGCAGGUUUUCAGCAGUGUGUGGCUCAAAUAGCCUCCUACAUGCACAAGAUACCACCGGCGCAGAGAGCCAACCUCAUGGAGGGGCUGAAGAACCACACGGAGAAGCAGCGGCAGCAGGCCCACAUGGCAAAACAUCACACGCCAUCCUUAAAGUGCAUGAUAAGACUCCCGGAUGUGGCGUCAGCAGAGGCCAUUUGCACAUCUGAGAGUAAAGACAGCUCUCUGCUCCUCAUACAUUCCCCGCCUCAGCCUCACGCUUGCUCCACGCCGCUCCACUCGCCUCCCACCUCCCCCUGGUUCUCCCCCUCUUUCUCCACUUCCUCUCCUCCUUUCCCCACCUUGGCCUGUCACUUCUCCUUCCCCCCUAGUCUGUCACCUCUGUCGUCCAACACCUCUUUCUCCACGCUCCCGCACUCCCUGCACACGCUGACUUCCUCCUCGCCUGGCGUGGCUCCCACGGUCUUCCACUACCCACCUGUCACCUCGCUGAGGUCACCGCCACACCCAACACAGAGGUCAUCUUCACUCAUGUGGAGACCCUGGUUUUGA